Aspergillus steynii IBT 23096 is the source of this 1305-nucleotide messenger RNA. Its product is annotated as putative salicylate hydroxylase. The transcript is spliced from 3 exons. Gene Ontology annotation, molecular function: FAD binding. The coding region runs from base 1 to 1305 and encodes 434 amino acids. The record is from RefSeq and is a predicted model, not a curated record. Lineage: Eukaryota; Fungi; Ascomycota; Eurotiomycetes; Eurotiales; Aspergillaceae. Gene Ontology annotation, biological process: secondary metabolite biosynthetic process.
AUGCCGGAUGUCCUGAUCCAGUUCACCGUUGCGAUCGUUGGUGGUGGGAUCGGGGGCUUGAGCCUGGCAGCCGGACUACUUCGUCGCAAUGUCCCGGUCCAGAUCUACGAAGCGGCCUCAGCCUUCAGGGAGGUUGGCCUUGGUCUCACAAUUGGUCCUGCUGCGCUUCGCGCAAUGCCUCUGAUAGACCCGCAUAUUAAGGAGAUCUACGAAUCUCUUAUAACGAUGCAUGCGGACAGUCCAGGCUACGAACGGUUUCGAGAAACUUGGUUUGAGGUAGUAUGGGCGGCGGGUGAGAAAUCAGGGGAUGUCCUAUUAGACCUGAAGGCGCGACCAUCGGGGCAAACGACCGUGCGAAGGGCCGAUUUCUUAGACGCUUUGGUCAGCGUUAUACCGCCAGAGAUCGCCCAUUUCGGCCGGCGAUUGGUGCAGCUGGUAGAGACUUCAGCUGGUGUCGAGUUGCAAUUCGAGGAUGGUAGUUCUGCCACUGCUGAUAUCGUGGUAGGCUGUGAUGGUAUCCAUUCCAAAGUCAAGCAAACGGUAAUCCCAGACGAGUAUGAACAGAAACUGCCACAGUAUAGCGGCAUGUACGGAUAUCGUGCAGUGUUAGACAUGGACACCAUGGUUCAAGCAGUGGGGGACCAUCGUGCGCGGGUAUCGACCAUGUACGUGGGCGAGGGUGCUUACGGAAUCACUUACCCAAUUAUGCGGGCCCAGAAGGUCAACGUGGGGAUAUACAAACUGAACGAUCGAUGGGAUAAUCCGGAGUGGGUGCGGCCAGCCAGCAAGGCUGACAUGCGACGCGAUUUGGGCCAUAUGGGCGAGUACAUCGGCAGACUGGUCGAGCAUAUGCCAGACCCUUCGCAGUGGGCCAUCUUUGAGCAUCCCCAUAUCUCAACCUACGCGAGGUCGCGCGUGGCAAUCCUUGGAGAUGCAGCGCACGCCUCUACACCGCACCAAGGAGCUGGAGCAGGACAAGCAAUCGAAGAUGCGCACGUCCUCGCAGAGCUUCUUGGAGAUCCACAGGUGACCCAUGCAGCGCAUGCCAUGGCGGCGUUUCAAGGAUACGACGCUGUUAGACGACCGCGCAGCCAACGCGUCGUGACAACCAGUAAAGAAAACGCGCUUUUGCUAUGCUUGUGUCUAGAUGGGGUCGGGAGCAACGAAGAGAAAAUCCAGAAAUCGUUACAGGAGCGUCUGCGAUGGCUCUGGGACGUGGAUGUCGAAGCGGAGGUGGAACGAGGACGAAAGACGAUGCUGGACAGUCCGGCCUUUGUUGUGCCUUCCCCAUCAGGCAGGUAUUGA